GUGAGUCGGCGGAGUUGGAUGUGUGUGGAGUGAAAGUGUUUGUCUGCGAACUGAACUUUUUUAGAUUAAAGAUGUCUUGGUGUUCUUCUAAGAGGAUGAGAGAUCGCACGAUUGCAGACGAUGAUGAAGGUCACGACCCAGAGGAGGAAGACACUGAUGCUGAGACACACCCAGAAGCACAACACACAGGAGGAGACACUGCAUGGAGCUGGUGUUACAGAGUGACUGCAGUGUGUGCGGUGCUGCUGUGUGUUCUCCUACUGGCUGCCGUCACAGUGCUGUGGAUCAAAUUCAACAUCCUAAAUACAGAAUACAGUCAGUUACAUAUCAAUAACCUCAACCUGACUAUAGAGAGAUGCCAGUUACAGACCAGUUACAACAACCUGACUAUAGGGAGAAACCAAUUACAGACCAGUUACAACAAACUGACUAUAAAGAGAAACCAGUUACAGACCAGUUACAACAAACUGACUAGAGAGAGAGACCAGUUACAGACCAGUUACAACAAACUGACUAGAGAGAGAGACCAGUUACAGACCAGUUACAACAAACUGACUAUAGAGAGAGACCAGUUACAGACCAGUUACAUCAACCUGACUAUAGAGAAAUGCCAGUUACAGGAGGAGAGGACACUCUGUGAUUUGACCAAAGGAAAGUGUUUUAUCUUUAGCUCCAGUCUUUAUUUCAUGUCUAAUGAGAUUAAGAGCUGGACUGAGAGCAGACAGGACUGCAGGGACAAAGGAGCAGACCUGGUGAUCAUAAACAGCAGAGAGGAACAGGAGUUCAUCAGUAAACAAAAGGUGAAUGGUCAAAUUUAUGUUUGGAUUGGUCUGAGUGACAGAGAGACAGAAGGAGAGUGGAAAUGGGUGGACGGUACACCACUAAACACUGUGUUCUGGGCUUCUGGGGAACCGAAUAAUAUACAUGGUGAUGAGGACUGUGUUGUGAUUUAUAGUGAUGACAGUGGGAACUUCUGGAAUGACAACAAAUGCUCUGUGAAAUUAAACUGGAUCUGUGAGAAACAUAUUUCACAGUAAACUUUUUUUUUUACAGUGAAAAGACAUUUCUAUAUGAAUUAAGGUAAAUAUAUACAGUUAAAUAGUAUCUUUUUACCUUUAAAUAUUUUAAUGACGGUUGCGUCUCAGUGUAUGUUAUUGUUGUUUUGUUAGAGUGAACUCAGUAAUCAGUCACAUGGCUCUACAAUUUUCUGUACAGAUAUUAUAUUAUAGAUAUUACAGAUAUUAUAUCUAUACAGUAUUAAUUAUGGAUAUAAAAAUAAUAUUUUACUCAUAUGUUAAAAUAUUUUAAAUAUAUAUUAAGGAAAAUACAUUUGUUUUUCUUUUUUUUCGGAUUUAUAAUCAUCUUGUUAUUGCAUGUUUUGCUAUAAUUUCAUUUUGAUGUGGUCAACCUCAUUUGCUGGACUAAUGUAACUGCCCUCUUUAAUCACUGAUUGAGUCACCUGUGGUUCCCUCAAUCAGUCAUAUACAUAAUAACGUACAGCAAUAA
Messenger RNA from Clarias gariepinus (North African catfish), 1506 nucleotides. RefSeq names its product C-type lectin domain family 4 member M-like. Lineage: Eukaryota; Metazoa; Chordata; Actinopteri; Siluriformes; Clariidae. The transcript has 6 exons. The coding region runs from base 72 to 1037 and encodes 321 amino acids. The record is from RefSeq and is a predicted model, not a curated record.